This is a messenger RNA of Fusarium verticillioides 7600, 1255 nucleotides long. RefSeq lists its product as hypothetical. Gene Ontology annotation, molecular function: 3-oxo-5-alpha-steroid 4-dehydrogenase activity. Gene Ontology annotation, cellular component: membrane. The record is from RefSeq and is a predicted model, not a curated record. The coding region runs from base 136 to 1005 and encodes 289 amino acids. NCBI's taxonomy places the organism in Eukaryota, Fungi, Ascomycota, Sordariomycetes, Hypocreales, Nectriaceae. Gene Ontology annotation, biological process: steroid metabolic process. The transcript has 3 exons.
CAUCAUGGAAACACGCCUUGGAUUUCAUCAUUGAUCAAUUCUUCUACAAACAACAGCAUUCGAUUCUUUCUUUACUGAGAGACUCGAAUCGAAAGCCUUUUUCUGCUGCGUUGUUGAGGCGCAGACGCUGUCAUCAUGGCUAUUAUCGAAGGGUGGUUACCACCCACUCGGGAGAACUACGACCUGAUCCUCAAAGUCUGGCAGAUAUCUUACCCAAUUAUUGGUUCGAUGCAAUGGCUUACCAGUUGGUAUGGCAUGGGCAAAACCUCAGUCACAAGCCCUCUCAACCUACCCGGCCGUAUUGGCUGGUUGACCAUGGAGGCACCUGGAUUUCUGACGCUGCUGUACCUGAUGAAAGUUCUUCCUGAACAGCAUGGAAUCGACGAUCUUCCGUGGCAGAAUAAAGUGCUUGCGGGUCUGUUUGUGAUUCACUAUUUGUAUCGCGCUGUUAUGUUUCCCUAUCUUCAGCCCUCCAUGUCACCGGUGCACAUUGCUGUGUGGCUGCUCGGCUUGAGUUUUCAGAUUUGCAACGCAACAUGUAUUGGAUCAUGGCUCGCAGCAUAUGGCCCUACCACUGAAGCAGCAUGGUCAUCACAAUCAUCCAUAUUGCAAUUCUCAUCAGGUAUUCUAAUCUUCUAUCUCGGUCUAUCCGGCAACUUCUUCCACGACGAGGAACUACGAGACAUACGCCGGCGCGAGGCCCAGCGGCAAGAGCGCGCCAAGCUGGACGGCCACGCGAGCAGCAAGGGCGUGGAGAAGCACUACCAGAUUCCGCAGGCAGGACUGUUCCGGUACGUGCUGUACCCUCACUACCUGUGCGAGUGGGUAGAGUGGGCUGGGUUCUGGAUGGCGGCGGGCUGGGGAUGCGCGCCUGCGAGGGCGUUUCUGGUGAACGAGAUGUUCGCCAUGUUUCCGAGGGCUGUCAGGGGACGGAGGUGGUACCUGGAGAGAUUUGGAGAGGACAAGGUUGGGAGGAGGUGGGCUGUUAUCCCGGGGGUUUGGUGAGGCUGAAGAGGGAAUGGUAUGAUGGACGGGUUAGUUAUGCUUAUGUUGGAUGGGUGAUGUUAGUUGAUGUUAAGGUGUGGUUAUGGUUGUGACUAUGGGUAUAACUAGGGAAUGGUCGUGACAGACAUAGAGCACAGAGCAUGUAAGAGUAUCGAGUAUUCAAUGCAUAAUAGAUGCCGUUCCAUAGACAAGAACCGAGUAUAAUAGCCGAGAUAUAUGCUAAUCAAGUGGGAUAUACGUAUGUGGGAUA